AUGGGCGGCUCUUUCGCUCAAUCGGCCGUACUUCUUGACAUGUACGGCCUGCGAAAGCGGGCUGCAAAUAUCAACGUCGACAGAAAUCAUGUAAAAAAACAUACCAAAGGUGAAAUAUCAUUCGAGAAGCAAGGGACCCGGCCGACCGGCUCAGACUCACCAGAGUUUCAAGAAUUCUGGCUGCCUAUUCAACAGCUACGCGGCACUGUUAGCAUCACUAGCAAGAACAGUCUCCGAUUUGACAAGAUACGCAUAGGCCUUGAAGGCACAUCUCCAGUAUUCAUCCAACGUACUUCUUUUCCGGACUCGAGGGUGAACGUCCAAAGUCCACUUGAGGAAGGUCAUGAUGUCUUCUUUGGCGCCACGCACAAGGAAGCUGAGCCUAUCUUCUCUAUUGUCCUGAAAUGCCCUGGCCACUUCUAUGGCUGGACGGUCGUUCCGGAUCGCGUCGAUGAAUCGUUGCAAUUUCUGGGAAGAUCUGUACUUGAUGCUUUGAAGCAGAGAGCCCAGAAUGAGUUAUAG
Molecule: messenger RNA, 522 nt
Organism: Exophiala oligosperma
Lineage: Eukaryota; Fungi; Ascomycota; Eurotiomycetes; Chaetothyriales; Herpotrichiellaceae
Exons: 2
Coding region: 1-522 (173 amino acids)
Source: RefSeq, a predicted model, not a curated record